AUGCCCGACUUACUUCUUCCACCCCCUUACCAGCCACUCAAACCCCUCUGGUGCUGGCGGCUGCGCUGGUGCUGGUUCCUGGUGCUGGCGGCUGGCGCUGGGCUGGUUCCUGGAGCUGGCGGCUGGCGCUGGGGCUGGUUCCUGGUACUGGCGGCAGGCGCUGGGGCUUGUUCCUGGUGCUGGCGGCUGGCGCUGGGGCUGGUUCCUGGUGCUGGCGGCUGGCGCUGGGGCUGGUUCCUGGUGCUGGCGGCUGGCGCUGGGGCUGGUUCCUGGUGCUGGCGGCUGGCGCUGGGGCUGGUUCCUGGUGCUGGCGGCUGGCGCUGGGGCUGGUUCCUGGUGCUGGCGGCUGGCGCUGGGGCUGGUUCCUGGUGCUGGCGGCUGGCCCUGGAGCUGCGUUCGGCCGCCACUCCCUGCCCUUCUUCCCUCACCCUCCCCACAGCGACCGCCGCUGCACAUGCGAACAAGCACGACGGGGGAUGGUGA
This is a messenger RNA of Closterium sp. Naga37s-1, 483 nucleotides long. The record is from the annotation of a GenBank genome assembly. NCBI's taxonomy places the organism in Eukaryota, Viridiplantae, Streptophyta, Zygnematophyceae, Desmidiales, Closteriaceae.